Homo sapiens (human) is the source of this 3892-nucleotide messenger RNA. RefSeq names its product KIAA1586. Lineage: Eukaryota; Metazoa; Chordata; Mammalia; Primates; Hominidae. The coding region runs from base 64 to 543 and encodes 159 amino acids. The record is from RefSeq and is a predicted model, not a curated record. The transcript has 5 exons. Gene Ontology annotation, biological process: protein sumoylation.
GGUGGCGGCUGCGGCAGUAGGGACAGCAGGAGCAGUGGUGCUGUCAGCGCGGCCGUCGGAGACAUGGGAGACCCGGGGUCGGAAAUAAUAGAAUCUGUCCCUCCAGCUGGCCCUGAGGCAUCUGAGUCAACAACGGAUGAAAAUGAAGACGACAUUCAGUUUGUCAGUGAAGGACCAUCGAGACCUGUUCUUGAAUACAUCGAUCUGGUCUGUGGUGAUGAUGAAAACCCUAGCGCCUAUUAUAGUGAUAUUCUGUUUCCUAAAAUGCCAAAACGACAGGGUGAUUUUUUGCAUUUUUUAAAUGUGAAGAAGGUGAAAACAGACACAGAAAAUAAUGAAGUGAGCAAAAAUCACUGCAGAUUGUCUAAGGCAAAGGAACCACAUUUCGAGUAUAUUGAACAACCAAUCAUUGAAGAAAAGCCAUCACUUUCAUCAAAGAAAGAAAUAGAUAAUCUUGUGCUUCCAGAUUGUUGGAAUGAAAAACAAGCAUUUAUGUUUACAGAACAAUACAAAUGGCUUGAAAUAAAAGAAGUUUACACAUGAAUAUGAGCAAAUUUUUAAAUUUAAAAUGAAGGCAUACUGAAAAAGAAUCAAGUGGCGAUGCAGAACCUAGUACAACUGGAACAGUAAACAGACUCAAAGAAGGUAUGUUGCAGAUUUGACAAUGAAUGGCAAUUGCAGUUUGCUGUGGCAGAGCAAAACAAGCUGCUAUUUAAGAAACAAAGUAGGAAAAUUGAGACUUCAGCAGAUGCAAAAUGAAUUGGGUAAAUUAUAUUUCAUAUGCCAAAAAGAAUCAAUGAAAUUUAGUCACCUAAAAUCAGAAUUAACAAGAGUUUUUAAAAACAAUUUUAGAAGGAACUAAGGUUGUAAGUUUGGCCAGAUGUGAAAUAGCUGAGAUUCUUUUUUUUUUUCCCGAGACAGAGUCUUGUGGUGUCACCCAGGCUGGAGUGCAAUGGCGCAAUCUUGGCUCACUGCAACCUCCACUUCCUGGGUUCAAGUGAUUCUCCUGCCUCAGCCUCCCGAGUAGCUAGGAUUACAGGAGUGUGCCACGACGCCUGCCUAAUUUUUUUUUUUUGAGACAGAGUCUUGUGUCACCCAGGCUGGAGUACAGUGGUGCAAUCUCGGCUCACUGCAACUUCCACCUUCUGGGUUCAAGCAGUUCUCCUGCCUCAGCCUCCCAAGUAGCUGGGAUUACAGGUGUCUGCCACCAUGCCCAGCUAAUUUUUUUGUAUUUUUUAUAGAGACGGGGUUCCACCUUGUUGGCCAGGCUGGUCUCAAACUCCUGACCUCAGGUGAUGCGCCUGCCUCAGCCUCCCAAAGUACUAGGAUUACAGGAGUGAGCCACCAUGCUCAGCAAAAUAGCUGAGAUUCUUGCAUGAAAGAAUUAGGGUUUUUUUUUUUUUUGGAUGGGAGAGGGGAGGGUCCUGCUAUGUCACCCAAGCUGGACUGCAGUGGCUCACUGCAGCCUCUUCCUCCUGGGCCCAAGCAGUCCUCCCACCUCAGCCCCCUAAGUAGCUGGGAAUACAGGUACAUGCCACCACACCCAGCUAGUUUUUAUAUCUUUUUGUAGAGAUGGGGUUUUGCCAUGUUGCCCAGGUUGGUAUUGGACUCCUGGGCUCAAACAGCCUUCCUGCCUUGGCCUCCCAAAGUGCUGGGAUUAUAGGCAUGAACCACCAUGCCUGGCUGAGAACUAGUUUUAAAUGGAUAAAUGUGAAAUUAUUUCAGUUGAAGAAAUUGUUAGAAAAUUAUGAAUAAAAGCCUAAAUAAGAUGUUUUAUUAAAAAUUACAAGGCCUUGCUGGGUGCUGUGGCUCAUGCCUGUAAUCCCAGCACUUUGGGAGGCCGAGGCAGGUGGAUCAUGAGGUUAGGAGAUCGAAACCAUCCUAGCUAAUAUGGUGAAACCCCAUCUCUACUAAAAAUACAAAAAAUUAGCUGGGCCUGGUGGCAUGCACCUGUAGUCCCAGCUACUCGGGAGGCUAGGGCAGGAGAAUCGCUUGAACACAGGAGGCGGAGGUUGCAGUGAGCAGAGAUCACACCACUGAACUCCAGCCUGGGCGACAGAGCGAGACUUUGUCUCAGAAAAAAAAAAAAAGUACAAGGCCUUUAGUUAAGCACCAAACAAUUGCUAUUAGAAUAUAGGACCUAGCAAUAUUAAAGAUUAAUUGAUUCUAAAUCUGAAAAAUCAUAAGUACAUUUCUGUAGUUUUAGAACAGUUUCAUAAUUUGAGAAACUACCCAAGUAACACACUACAUUGAGUCUCAUAGGACUUAAAAAUUAUGAAGAAAUAAUUUCAAUUGAUGGCCCCAAAAGUCAAAUUUAUGGCCAGGUGCAGUGGUUCACACGUGUAAUCCCAGCACUUUAUGGGAGGCCGAGGCAGGUGGAUCACCUGAGGUCAGGAGUUCGAGACCAGCCUGACCAACAAGGUGAAACCCCACCUCUACUAAAAAUACAAAAUUAUCCAGGCAUGGUGGCAGGUGCCUGUAGUCCCAGCUACUCAGGAGGCUGAGACAGGAGAAUUGCUUGAACCUGGGAGGCAGAGGUUUCUGAGCUAAAAUCGCACCACUGCACUCCUGCCUGAGCGACGGAGCAAGACUCCAAGUCAAAAAAAAACAAAAAACAAAUUUAUGCAGCUGUUUUUUUAAUAAUUAAAUGUUAAUUAUUAUUAUUUUUUGAGACAGGGUCUUGCUUUGUCGCCCAGGCAGUGGCAUGAUCAUGGCUUACUGCAACCUCUGUUUCUAGGCUCAAGCAAUCCUCCCACCUCAGCUUCCCAAGUAGUAGGGAUUACAGGCACAUGCCACCACAAUCGGCUAGUUUUUGUAUUUUUGGUAGAGACAGGGUUUCCCCAUGAUGCCCAGGCUGGCCUCGAACUCCCUGGUUCAAGUGAUCCACCCGCCUUAGCCUCCCAGAAUGCCGAUAUUACAGGUGUGAGCCACCGCGCCCAUCUCAUGCAGCUUUUAAAAUCUCUGCGUGUGUUAUAACAGUUUCAGCUAGAUGAGAAAAAAAAAACAUUUUCUGUCACAAUAAAUGGCACUCCAGCUAAGUUAGGUUAAAAAAAAUUAGAUUUCAUUAGAAUUUUAAAACAAACUUGAUGUUUCUGUUAUUUCUUCAUUCCACUAAAUGAUAUGGUUUGAAAAUAUUUAUGCUCAGAUUUUUAAAUGGUCUCUACAACAAAUUGUCACUUGUUGGGUUCAAUUAAGUGCUCAUUGUAUAAGUGCACAUGGUACAAAUCAACACCAGCUUAUAGGAUUGUGGAAAGAAUUAAGAGAUGAAUUUAGUGAUCUUAUAUACCCUGUCAGUUGGUCAUAUUGUGGAAGAGCUCUACAAAACUUACUGUACUGUUAACUCCAAGAUUUUCUUCCAAUAACAGGGAUGCUAGCCAGAUAUUUAAUAAUCAAAGACCAAAAAUGGCAGUUUAAUUUUUCUACCCAAUAUCCUAUGGCAUAUGAAUGAUCCAAAUUUGAAGCUCCAAGGAUAGGAAAAAGCUUACUUGUGCCUGUCCUAGACAAGUACUAGAGUUUAUAUUGAAAUCAAAACUUCUAAAAAUAAAAAUCAGUAAGAUUAAUUUUACUCAUUUUUCUAACACGAGUCAGUAUGCUUGAAGUUUUCAUUGUAUUUGAUGUCAUGUAAAUUUACUGUAAAAAAUAAGAAAAAAUUUUAAAAUGCUUUAUUGAUUAAAUUUAGGGUUGCUUUUCAGUAUACUCAGUAACUCCGAAGUCAGUGUUAACAGUACUGAGCUUACAUAAGAUUUAUUGAAUUUACCUAACUUAGGCAAAUGUUUUCAAACUUAUAUGCUUUUGGUCCAAAGUCAAAUCAAUUAUUUUGAAAAAGAUGAAUGGGAUUUUUUUCAGUGUGGAUAUGAAAAAUAAAAUAAAAUGAUAGCUAUGUUUGGAACAA